AUGAAACUAUUAUUUUUACUACUUUUAUCAGUAGUACCUUGUUUAAAUUUACCUAUUAAAAACAAUUUAAUAACUCCACGAACACCGAAUGCAAAUUCUCAAGCAUAUAUUGAAACUUCAAAUGUGACUAGUCAAUUUACAAUUCAUGCCGCAAAUAUUUCAAGUUGCCGAUUUCGCACUGCAGUUAUUCCUUGUGAAUGUUUUCUGUUUGUUGGAACAGGAUAUCGAUUAGAAGAAAAUGACAAAAUUGUGAGUUUUGAAUUGGUAAAAUGACAAUGAAACUUGAUUUCAAAUGAUCAGACCUGAUUAUUUGAUUGAAAUGUCAUUCCACAAAAUUUUAUAUUUCAUUCUGCGUUCUGAACUUCUAUGUAUUUGCUUUAAACUUUUUAUAAUUUUUGUUUUUAGAUAUCAAAUUUUGCCGUUGGUCCUCCUGAUGUAAAAAUCUUCAUCCCAAGCACACAUGAAAUGCUCAACGAACUAUCGGUGCACAUUGAGCCUAAAUUAUGUCGACCAGACCCAUCGAAAGUGCUGCUGGAAUAUCGAUCAUUCCAGGUUGAAUAUUUUUCCUCAAAGUAUUAAUUCAUCUGAUAAUUUUUCUAGGUAUUUCCCGGUGAAGAGGAGACAAGCUGGAAAACCAUUGCAAGCAUUUCAAAAAUAUUGAAAGAUUCAAAAACGAGCCUAAUGUUUGGUUGUAAACAUUUCGCUGACCCCGGUUAUUAUCGUGUGUCAAUUCACCUUUCCUUGGUCAAUUAUACGGUUCAGGUUAGCUUGAUUUAUUGGGCGUGAAAAACAGACAAAAUAUAUGUCAUGAUAUAUCAAAACAUAUAUGUAUGUAGUUCUAGAAUAGAAUUCUCUAUGAGCAUUUUUUCUAUUGUUGAGAGGAUUAAUAAUUAAUCUUUUUUUGGUGUCAGAUAGAUGAGAAAAAGCGCUAGCUUGAAAAAAUAUACACAUUUCCGGAAUGAACCUUUUCUCAUUUCCUCUGAUGUUUUUUUGUGUAUGUGUGGGAAUAAAUAAACAAACAUCUUAUCUGAUGUGAGUGCUUUUUUGUGCUGAAAUAUUCAAUAUACCACACAGCGCCAGAAACAAAAAAGAGGAUGAGCAUGAGCCAACCAAAAAUGAGGACAUUUUCAUCACCUUUAAUGGAGGGCGCCGCCCGGCGCCGCGACUCAUGAGAUAAAAAACUUAAUUUAAAAUUUUCUCUCGUUUUUCAUCAUACUGGUUGACGAGGGGUUGAAAUGUAUAUGAUCAAAUUUUUUUCAUUUUUUGAACCAAAAAAACCAAUAAAAUAAAUUCACCUAAUUUCCGUUCACUUAAAAUGAGAAGAAAAAAGAAAAAACUCGAGGUCUACCCAUAAAAAGAAUAGAAACGUGCACUAAUAAAUAUGAGCAAUUUUAUGGGAAAAAUGAGAAAAGGAACGAAAAAAAUUGGUUAUAAGUAUAAGUAUAAGUAAUUUUCAGGCUGAUCGAUGGAUUGUUGUAAAUCGUACAAAUCAAAACACCUUGCAAAUGCGUGAAGACAGCAUUUUUCCACAUUGCACUUCAGAUUAUAGUAUUUCUUGGAAUCUUGCACAAUGUUCAAUGGAUCAUUUACAUUAUCGUUUACGAAUUCUUUCAGUUCCAGAAGAUGCGAAAAAUCGAGAGGAGGAAGCACAAUAUAUUGGUACUUUUUUUUGAAACAAUCUAAUUAAUUUAGUCAUAUUCCCAAAAGAGUUGUAUCCUAUUGUUUUCAAUGAGGGUUCGUAAAACAUCAUUUUCUGGUGAAAUGUGCCAGAUUUAACAGAUGAGUUAGGCUAAAAUGAAUAAAAGAGGGAGAGAAUGAGGGAAAGAGUGAAUUAUGACGAUGGGAAUUGGAACAUUAACUUGUGGCAAACUCAUUAACCCGAUAUGGGAUUAAUUGUUUCAACAUUGAAAUGUAUAUAGUUGUAGGGGUAGAAUAGAGACUAGAACUAGAAAAAAUUUUUGAUAUUCUAGUUUUGUCAAGAAAAACUUUGAAUCGUGUGAAAUUCAAAGUAUAUUUAUAUUGUGAAUGUUCAUUUUCAUUUGGAGUUUUCUGAAAAUUAACAGUUCCUUUUUGAAAAAAAAAUCUGAAAAUAAAAUUCAAAUAAUAAUUGUGAUCCUUUUCUUUUUUGAUUUUUGAAAUGAUAAUAUAUUUGAAUUCGUUUUGCCCCGAUGUUCAUUUUCAAAAAUCCCACAAAAUCUUUCAAUUUUUCCAGAAGAAAUCGGAAUCACCCGAUCGCAAAACUCAAUAAAACUGAGCUGUUCCCAAUUCGACAUCAUCAACGAAAAAUAUUGUUUCGAGCUCGUAUCUGUCAACAAGAAUUCAUCAAUUUCACAUACAUGGCAGAGUAUUUGUGUCAGUACAGAACCAGGUGCGUUUAUCCUCCUUCAUUUUGCGCCAAAUAUCAGAAUAAACAAACAAAUGUCUCAUUUUCGACUAAUUUGCAUACAUAUUUUUAGUUAUGACAUAUGGCAAGGUAGAAAAUUCUGGGGGAAGAGGCAGGUGACAUUGAGACCUCUUACAAACUUCCGGUGGUAAAAGAAAAUUAUUUUCAUUUUUCCUGCUCAUUCUUAUUAGCUCAAAGAGAAAUAAUUUUGAGUUGGGGGUAAAUUGAAUCGAGUCGGAAGACCCUUCAGAUCGUUUGUAAUUGUAUUAGUUGCGUUGAGCGUGAAAAUUUCUUAUUAUUAUUUUUAUUAUUUGUGACUUUUUUCAAUUGAGAUUUCUGGGGACCAAAAAAAUACAACCAUAUGUUUAUGUACAGUAUGAGUGUGAAUAUUCAAGUGCUUGUCAUUCUUUUUUGUGCUCAUGCUCAUCUGCCUAAUUAUCGACAGCCGUUCAUUUUACCUGUGCUAUUUUUCUAUUCAUGGUUGUUGUGAAGCAGAUGGGAUCCCUCCCGCUGAGGGUCAAGCAUCAUAACAAAAUUAUAUAUACUUUGAGAUCAUCAUUUUUUCUUUCAUUUUCAGAACAUUUUUCAGAAAUAAUAGUUUUUCAAAGAAAACACUUAUAGGUUUUAGAGCGAUUAAUUGAUGAAAAACAACAAUUAUUUUUGUGCCAGUGCCAUCCUUUUAGAACCAUAGAUAAUUACCGCUUUUUAGCAGCACACAAUAUGGUUCGACAAUUAGAAAAUCGUUUCUGCUUUAUAAAAUGAGUGAAUAAAAGAAAUCAGAACAAUAACAAGAAAACAACAUAUGAGGAGGCUUUUAACUCAACUCGAAUGAAUUAAUUAUACAUAUGUAAACAUUUUGCAACAAAAGUGCUAUUAAUCAUUCAUAUUGUUAUUAUGUACAUCCUGAAUUUUCUAAAACUAUGGCAAUUUUUGAGGGACAAAAUGUAUAAUUAUUACGUUUUGCAAAAGUGCGCUAAUUUUUUUCAAGUGCUGCUGUAUAGUAGAGUCAUUAAAGUUAGGUACAAGCUUGGAAGGAGCAGGGGAACAAAAACACAGACAUCCAAAAAACUUGUAAGGAAAAUAUAUAUUUUUUCAGUUGAUCGAAAAAUUGGUGGAUGGUCAAGUUGGUCGGAAUGGAGUGCUUGUUCGGAAACUUGUGGAUCUGGAAGACAACGCAGAGUACGGUAUUGUAAUGAGCCUGUUCCAAAACGAUCGAAAUAUUGUGAUGGUCCGUUGAUUGAAACACAAGAAUGUGCGCUUUCAAAAUGCCCGGAAGCCAUGAUGACUCAAAGUUUGGCGACGAAUUGCACUUGUGGUUGUCAUCUUGAUCCAGAACCACGAUCAUUUUUUGCUUCUUCAAGGCAUAGUCGAGUUUGUGAAGGAAAUCAAACUUGGACUCUUCCCAAACUAUAUGGAACCAAGAUUGCUGAUUUUACUGUGAAGAAACAAGGAGAUGCAAAAGGGAAAUUGUUUUUCUUUUUGAGAGCGCCAUAUCAGGUUGGUUUUUUUGUAUGUAGGAAAGGUGUUUCAAGUUUUCUAAAUAGUGUUGUGAAAAAUAUGAGAUUAAUUUUCGAAGUCUUAGAAAAUUUGUGCUCAGUUUUUUUUCAUCAAAUCUCGACAACCUAUUUUUAAGCGAUUUUUUGUUCAAAAACGUGUCAUUUUCUCAGUUUGAAUUCAUCAACUCAUCAUUCCAGGAACUCGUCUGGUCCUCUGAUUCCCAUCAAGAUUAUCAAUUCUCCCUUCCGAUGUCUGCUUCAAUUCAUAUCGUAUUAUGGAACAAAGAAAACGAAACCUAUCGUUUUUCUCAAAUCGAAGACGGCUUCACUGUCUCAUAUUCAAUUCGAGGUCAGUAUUUUUGCUAAUCAAAAAUUCUCACUAAAAAACUAACAUGCCAAAAAAAUAAUUAUUUUUUUAUAAACCAAAUUCAAACCAAUCCAUCAAAACAUCUGACAUUUUUAGUUAUGAAUAUAGUCAUGUCAGAUAUAGACAUGCUCAAAAAUGUGCAGGCAAGAGCAAUUGACAUGUAUGAAAUUGGAAGACGAGUAAAAAGCAGAAGAAACACAAGUGUAUGCGUGUGGAUGUGUGGUAGUAGUAGGGGUUUUCUAAUUAAAAUGCAACAACAAAAAUUCAUCCUUUUUCCCUUUUUUGAGCAGAACUUUGUUCCGGAUGAAAUUGAAAAUAGGGACGCUUUUUUUGCAGAUUCUGAUGGUUCUCCAACUGUUGCAAAGAUUGAUUCUUGCCAACCAUUUUGCCCAGAAACAAUGGCGAUCGCGUUUAUGGCAAUUAUUUUUAUCUGUAUAAUUUUUGUUCCUCCUAUUGUUUGUGCAGCAAUCACGGCAUCAAUGCGACGGAAUUCAACACCGGAAGUUCCAUUAAUGGAUAAUAAAUAUGAUUCAGAAAUGAUUAGAAGUGGAAAUACAGAAACAACACAUGUUAGUUCACGGAAUUAUGUGGCGAAACGAAGUAUUGGUAUACAACUCAGUGUUCAAAGUACGCCAAGGUAAGUAAUGACAAAAAAAAACAAACAGGAAGAAUGGAAUAACGGAAAUAUUUUUGAAAAAAUUGAUAUUUCAAUUUAUGCCGGUGUUAUUUUAGAAAAAACAGGAACUGAAUAUUUUCCAUUAAAAAAAACAAAACAUGGAGAAAUUCAAAAAAUUCACAAAGUUCUCCAAUGCUUUCCAAAAACAAAUUUUCUAGAACUGCUCGAGCUUGUCACUCGCAAGAAUCUCCAGUUCCACCUCGCGGUCAUUCUUCUCUCAGCGAAUGUGAAGAACUUGAAUACGACUAUUAUGAUGGUACAACAUUCCCAGGAAGUUUAUUAGCUCCAGUACAAGAUGUUAUGCACUCACAAAUUGAUAUUGAUCAGGUAUGUAUGUACACAUAAAGCUAUAAAAUGUGGUAUUUUCACACUUAAAUAUUUAUCAAAAAUAACUUUAACUUUCAAACAAAAGUACAAUUUUAUGGACAUAUUUUUAUAUUUACAGAUAAUCGGCCAGUCGGAAUUAUUUAUCAACAGUUCUGAAAAAGCAGAUGUUCACACACAAAUUUAA
Messenger RNA from Caenorhabditis angaria, 5433 nucleotides. Lineage: Eukaryota; Metazoa; Nematoda; Chromadorea; Rhabditida; Rhabditidae. The record is from the annotation of a GenBank genome assembly.